Molecule: messenger RNA, 1356 nt
Organism: Syngnathus acus (greater pipefish)
Lineage: Eukaryota; Metazoa; Chordata; Actinopteri; Syngnathiformes; Syngnathidae
Product: F-box only protein 6-like
Exons: 7
Coding region: 241-1047 (268 amino acids)
Biological process (GO): glycoprotein catabolic process; SCF-dependent proteasomal ubiquitin-dependent protein catabolic process
Cellular component (GO): SCF ubiquitin ligase complex; cytoplasm
Molecular function (GO): ubiquitin protein ligase activity; protein binding
Source: RefSeq, a predicted model, not a curated record
GGCGUACUCGUCGCGUCACGUCGGUGGUUUGCCGUUGGCACCGACACCGACACCAGCCUCGCCUCGCCUCGCCUCGCCUCGCUAGUACCGAAAGCAAGACUGACUUUAUGCUUUCGUUACGAUGCGCGACGUCUUCUGGAACUAUAUGUCGAGACCUUUAUUUUCUGAGUGAGGCGCGACACUCGAUCGCAUCCGAUUUCGAAGACGCCGUGUGUGGUCCGUCCAUGAACUGGAGUCGGAAUGGGUGCAACGCAGAGCUCCGAUUCCGUCCCUCAGAGUCCGUCUCCCGUUUCUACCGUGCCCGAGGGCUCUGUUCCUCUGGAUGUCCUGGAAGAGAUCUUCUUGAAGCUCCCCCCUCAGCAGGUGGUCCUGAUUUGUCGCUUAGUGUGCCGUCAAUGGAGAGACGUCGCCGACAGCCAGUCCUUAUGGAGAGAGCGAUGCCGUCGGGAAGGCCACCGGCUCCUCGCCGCGUCCAGAGUCCCCCGAGACUGGCGCUUGUUUUACUUCUUGUGCAAGAAGAAACGAAAUCUUCUCAAGAACCCGCGGGCUGAAGAUCAGAUGAGAGGUUGGCAGAUCUCGGAGAACGGCGGCGACCACUGGAAGGUCGAGGGUGUCUUGGUGGCGCACCCAAACGAAAGCGUCAAGAACAACUUUGUGACUUCGUACGGCAUGUGCAGCAAGUCCCAGCUGAUUGAUCUGGAGUCGGAAGGUUACAGCGCAUCCUUCAUGGACCGCAUCCAGCCGCACAUCAGAAUAGCCGACUGGUAUGCCCCUCGAUGGGACUGCGGCUGUCAAUACAAGAUCCACGUGGAUCUGCUAAAUCAAAGGAAGAAGCCAAUUGAGAGCUUUUCCCCCGACGAGAUUUAUUUUCAGCAAUGGAACGAUGGCAAAUGGAAGCAGAUCACACACUUGUUCCACAACUAUGGGCCAGGAGUGAGAUACAUCCGCUUCGUCCACGGCGGCAAGGACACCCAGUUCUGGGCCGGGUGGUACGGAAUCCGCCUUACGGACAGCUGCGUUGAGAUAUGUCCCGCCAUGGAAACCUAGUUGGAUGCACUUCACUUCAAAGGUUCCCUCAAGUAAGGAGACCCGGUUGAAAGUUGACAUCCAAAGCUUUUGUUUUGGAGUCUGCGGGCCUCGGCCGGUCUUCUGCAUCCGCCUGCAUGCGCUCCCGGCGCCGUCCCCCGCUAAGCCACCGUCUUUGAGGCGGCUCCCCUCGCUCCGGCACGGUUCUUCUCGGCCGGGACGUGUCCGACGCUCGGGGCGUUUGCGAGCGGCUUCUGGUUGUCUGGCGGGAUUUCUCUGUCGACGCGUACCGUCUGAACGUUCGCUUGUCAAUAAAAGGGACAACUUGCA